Myotis davidii is the source of this 2425-nucleotide messenger RNA. RefSeq names its product leucine-rich repeats and calponin homology (CH) domain containing 4 (gene LRCH4). The record is from RefSeq and is a predicted model, not a curated record. The transcript is spliced from 18 exons. NCBI's taxonomy places the organism in Eukaryota, Metazoa, Chordata, Mammalia, Chiroptera, Vespertilionidae. The annotation marks the transcript as partial. Gene Ontology annotation, molecular function: protein binding.
CCAGGAUCUCUGGGUCUGCCGGGGAGCCGCAGUGCAGAGCGGGCCCUCGAGGAGGCUGUGGCUACCGGGACCCUGAACCUGUCCAACCGGCGCUUGAAGCACUUCCCCCGGGGUGCGGCCCGCAGCUACGACCUGUCAGACAUCACCCAGGCUGACCUGUCCCGGAACCGGUUCCCCGAGGUGCCAGAGGCAGCGUGCCAGCUGGUGUCCCUGGAGGGCCUGAGCCUCUACCACAAUUGCCUGAGAUGCCUGAACCCAGCUUUGGGGAAUCUCACAGCCCUCACCUACCUCAACCUCAGCCGAAACCAGCUGUCAUCGCUGCCGUCCUACAUCUGCCAGCUGCCCCUGCGGGUCCUCAUUGUCAGCAACAACAAACUGGGAGCCCUGCCUCCCGACAUCAGCACCUUGGGAAGCCUUCGGCAGCUUGAUGUGAGCAGCAAUGAGUUGCAGUCCCUCCCCACAGAGCUGUGCAGCCUCCCUUCCUUGCGGGAUCUCAAUGUUCGGAGGAACCAGCUCAGCACCCUGCCUGAUGAGCUGGGGGACCUUCCUCUUGUCCGCCUGGAUUUUUCCUGUAACCGCAUCUCCCGCAUCCCGGUCUCCUUCUGCCGCCUCAGGCACCUGCAGGUCAUUCUUCUGGACAGCAACCCCUUGCAAAGCCCGCCUGCCCAGAUCUGCCUGAAGGGGAAACUUCACAUCUUCAAGUACUUGUCAACAGAGGCUGGGCGGCGUGGAGGCGCUACACUGGGGGACCUGGCCCCUUCCCGCCCCCCGAGUUUUAGCCCCUGCCCAGCUGAGGACUUAUUUCCGGGACGUCGGUACGAUGGCGGGCUGGACUCAGGCUUCCACAGUGUUGACAGUGGCAGCAAGAGGUGGUCUGGAAAUGAGUCAACUGAUGACUUUUCGGAGUUGUCGUUCCGGAUAUCGGAGCUGGCCCGGGAGCCUCGGGGGCCCAGGGAGCGGAAGGAGGAUGGCUGUGCUGAUGGAGACCCUGAGCAGAUUGACUUCAUCGACAGCCACGUGCCUGGGGAGGAUGAAGAGCGAGGUGCUGCCAAGGAGCAGCAGCCACCAGAAUUAAGCCCUGUAGCAGGGGAAAAGGAGAGGGCACCAAGCAGCAGGCGGGAGGAACUGCCUGGAGAGGAACGGCGCCGCCCAGACACUUUGCAGCUGUGGCAGGAGCGUGAGCGGAGGCAGCAGCAGCAGCAACAACAGAGUGGAGCAUGUGCGGCCCUCAGGAAGGACAGUUUUCUGAAGCUGGGGGUCAGGGCUCCUGGUGGAGGUGCUACAGCCUUGUCUACUCAGGCCACUUACAACGGCAUGCCCAAGUCCAGUGCCACCCAACCGGGAGCUUCAGGGGGACAGGGAGCUCCUGUCUCAGCCCCCACCUCUCAGGAGUCCCUUCCUAUAGGUGGACCAGUGACAGCACCUGCUCCUCGGCCGCUCGGCUCCAUCCAGAGACCAAAUAGCUUCCUCUUCCGUUCUUCCUCUCAGAGUGGCUCAGGUCCUUCCUCACCAGACUCUGUCUUGAGACCUCGGCGAUCCCCCCAGCUUCUGGACGAGAAGGAGCUGAUGGCUCAGUUGCGCCAGGUCCUUGAGUCGCGGCUGCAGCGGCCCCUACCUGAGGACCUGGCGGAAGCUCUGGCCAACGGCGUCAUCCUCUGUCAGCUGGCCAACCAGCUGAGGCCCCGCUCUGUGCCCUUCAUUCAUGUGCCGUCACCUGCUGUGCCAAAACUCAGUACCCUCAAGUCUCGGAAGAAUGUGGAGAGUUUCUUAGAAGCCUGUCGAAAAAUGGGGGUGCCUGAGGCUGACCUGUGCUCGCCCUCGGAUCUCCUCCAGGGCACCGCCCAGGGGCUGUGGACCACCCUGGAGGCCGUGAAGCGGGUGGGGGGCAGGGCCCCCCCACCACUCUGGCCUCCCUCUGGUCUGGGCGGCUUCAUCCUCUUCUACGUGGUCCUCAUGCUGCUGCUCUAUGUCGUCUACACUCAACUCCUGGGUUCCUAGGACCUGAAGUCACCCCUCCCCUCACCACCUUGCCCUAUUUCUAUUUAUAAGACUCCUGUGCAACCCCCAUGCCCACCAGUGGUGCCUUCAGCCCCUACCAAAGACACUAGUGAACCCUCCUCCCUUCACAAACACUGACCUCAGAGGCCCCCCUCUGGUACCCCCAGAUCCUGGGCACCCAGCCUCUGGCCCCUCCCAUCUCAGUGCUGAUGGUGCCUUCAUGCCUUCUCCCACCCAGCCCUGCCCUCUGCUCCCCCAGAGGGGGUGGAUCUUAACCUUCCCACUUUCACUCUCUCUCCACCCCCUACUCCCCACCCCCAAUAUUGGGGGCUAAAUUAUCUAUAUUUUGUAGAGAGAACUCUAUAUUUGUAGGAGAUGCAAGGCCCAGUCUGGGUCCCCAUCUCAUGUAUAAAUUGUACAGACUGUG